AUGGACUUACAUCGGGCAGCCUUCAAGAUGGAGAACUCGUCCUACCUCCCUAACCCACUGGCAUCCCCAGCACUAAUGGUCCUGGCCUCUACGGCUGAGGCCAGCCGCGAUGCUUCCAUCCCUUGUCAGCAGCCACGACCCUUUGGUGUACCUGUCUCAGUAGACAAGGACGUGCAUAUUCCAUUCACCAAUGGUUCCUACACCUUUGCCUCUAUGUACCAUCGGCAGGGUGGGGUGCCAGGCACUUUUGCCAAUCGUGAUUUUCCCCCUUCUUUACUACACCUCCACCCUCAGUUUGCUCCCCCAAAUCUAGAUUGUACCCCAAUCAGUAUGCUGAACCACAGUGGUGUGGGGGCUUUCCGUCCCUUUGCUUCCACUGAGGACCGGGAGAGUUAUCAGUCAGCCUUUACACCAGCCAAGCGACUGAAGAACUGCCAUGACACAGAAUCUCCCCAUUUACGGUUCUCAGAUGCAGAUGGCAAGGAAUAUGACUUUGGGACACAGCUGCCAUCUAGCUCCCCCGGUUCACUUAAGGUUGACGACACUGGGAAGAAGAUUUUCGCUGUCUCUGGCCUCAUUUCAGAUCGAGAAGCCUCAUCUAGCCCAGAGGAUCGGAAUGACCGAUGUAAGAAAAAGGCAGCAGCAUUGUUUGACAGCCAGGCCCCUAUUUGCCCCAUCUGCCAGGUUCUGCUGAGGCCCAGCGAGUUGCAGGAGCAUAUGGAGCAAGAAUUGGAACAGCUGGCCCAACUUCCCACCAGCAAGAAUUCCCUUCUGAAGGAUGCCAUGGCUCCAGGCACUCCCAAGUCCCUCCUGUUGUCUGCUUCCAUCAAAAGGGAAGGAGAGUCUCCAACAGCAUCACCACAUUCAUCUGCCACUGAUGACCUGCACCACUCAGACAGAUACCAGGUGAGAAGCGAGUGGGAUGGGCAUGAGAACCUGCAGCUCCUUGCUUGCCUGGGUCUUCGACUUAAGGGCCCGUUGCCUUCUUCGCAGUCACAGCGCCUGACUCGGAUUGGGAAAAUGAAACGGAGGAAGCAAGAUGAAGGGCAGAGGGAAGGCUCCUGCAUGGCUGAGGAUGAUGCCGUGGACAUCGAGCAUGAGAACAGCAACCGCUUUGAGGAGUAUGAGUGGUGCGGGCAGAAGCGGAUACGGGCCACCACUCUCCUGGAAGGUGGUUUCCGAGGCUCUGGUUUCGUCAUGUGCAGCGGCAAAGAGAAUCCGGACAGUGAUGCUGACUUGGAUGUGGAUGGGGACGACACUCUGGAGUAUGGGAAGCCACAAUACACGGAGGCUGAUGUCAUCCCCUGUACAGGAGAGGAGCCUGGUGAAGCCAAGGAGAGAGAAGCACUCCGGGGCGCAGUCCUAAAUGGUGGCCCUCCCAGCACACGCAUCACACCUGAGUUCUCUAAAUGGGCCAGUGACGAAAUGCCAUCUACCAGCAACGGGGAGAGCAGUAAGCAGGAGGCCAUGCAGAAGACCUGCAAGAAUAGUGACAUCGAGAAAAUAACAGAAGAUUCAGCUGUAACCACGUUUGAGGCCCUGAAGGCUCGGGUCAGGGAACUUGAACGGCAGCUAUCCCGUGGGGACCGUUACAAAUGCCUCAUCUGCAUGGACUCAUAUUCGAUGCCCCUAACGUCCAUCCAGUGUUGGCAUGUGCACUGCGAGGAGUGCUGGCUGCGGACCCUGGGUGCCAAGAAGCUCUGCCCUCAGUGCAACACCAUCACAGCGCCCGGAGACCUGCGGAGAAUCUACUUGUGAGCUAGCCACCCCAGACAGGCCUUGCCUCAAGCAGCCCCGCCUGCCUGCCUCUGUGACGUGACUACCCCUUGUACAUACUUUCACACAGGUUCCCCAUGUACAUACACACACACACACACACACACACACGCGCGCGCGCCUUUGGAGCCAGAGUAGAGGCUGAGGCCCAGGCCCUGCCUGCUGGCUCCAACCACGAUUGGGGACCAUACCUGUUCCAGGUUCUGUUCCCAGGGUGGGGCAGGGAGGUACAGGUAAGGGUGAGUCGCUGGGCAAGGCUCCUGAGAUCCAACCCCCAGACUGACAGACGGACAGACAGACAUGCAAACACCAGACUGAAGCACAUGUAAUAUAGACCGUGUAUGUUUACAAUGUUGUGUAUAAAUGGGACAAUUCUUCGCCCUCUACUCCUCCUCCCCUUUGGUUGUAUGAUUUUCUUUUUCUAAGAACACCUGGAAGCAGUGCCUCCUUCAGGGCUGGUUGGGGGCUCGGCCCAUCCAUCUCUUGGGGUGCCUACCUCCCUCUCUCCCUUUGAUGUCCCUUCCCUAUCCCAUGUGCUCAGUGUUCAGUGGUGUAUAUUUCUUCUCCCAGACAUGGGGCACAUGCCCCAAGGGACGUGAUCCUCUCCUUAGUCUUAGCUCCUGGGGCUCUUUAUAAGGAGUUGGGGGAGGGGGGAUGCACAGGAAAUGGGAACCGAGCUGAAGCAAGGGCCGAGAUUAGGGCUAGAUGAGGGUGCUCCUGGCUGCCCAGCCUUCUGCCAAGAACCACUUCUGGGAUUAGAGCUGCUGUUCCCAGGGAAAAGUGUUGUCUCCCCCGCCCCUCCCAUGGGCCCCAUGGUGUGAUGCUGUGUCUGUAUAUUCUAUACAAAGGUACUUGUCCUUUCCCUUUGUAAACUACAUUUGACAUGGAUUAAACCAAUAUAAACAGCU
Pteropus alecto (black flying fox) is the source of this 2684-nucleotide messenger RNA. RefSeq names its product ring finger protein 220 (gene RNF220). Gene Ontology annotation, molecular function: metal ion binding; ubiquitin protein ligase activity. The record is from RefSeq and is a predicted model, not a curated record. The transcript has 14 exons. Gene Ontology annotation, biological process: protein ubiquitination. The coding region runs from base 1 to 1758 and encodes 585 amino acids. Lineage: Eukaryota; Metazoa; Chordata; Mammalia; Chiroptera; Pteropodidae.